Molecule: messenger RNA, 2516 nt
Organism: Capsaspora owczarzaki ATCC 30864
Lineage: Eukaryota; Filasterea; Ministeriida; Capsasporidae
Exons: 15
Coding region: 91-2340 (749 amino acids)
Cellular component (GO): extracellular matrix
Molecular function (GO): protein binding
Source: RefSeq, a predicted model, not a curated record
UCGUUUUGUUUCCGUCAUCCCUUCUCUCUCUCUCUCUCUCUUUGUCUCUUCCUCUUUGUCUCUUUCUCUCUCUCCUUCUCUUUAAAAAUAAUGACACCCUGCCACAGUCCCUCGACGCUGGCCGCGGCGCUGGUGCUGCUGCUCGCAGUCGCGUCGUCGACUGUGUCCGCCACUCCCCAGCAAGCCUGUGGUCCCGCGCCCGAGCUCGUCAGCAUGGCUUGCAACUGCCGUUUCCGCGGCUCGGAUUAUCGCUUCCCCUCUGUCAAUUGCUCCUCUCGUGGUCUCACCGAGUUUCCCAUCCUGCCAACAAGCGUUGAGUCAAUCGACUUGUCGUACAACAGCCUGACGUUCAUUCCCAGCGGCGCUUUUGUGGGCUUCGCAUCCCUGCUCACGCUUGACGCGAACUACAAUCAGAUCACCUCUAUUGCGGCGGGUGCGUUUGAACCUGGCACGGUUCUCGCGGGCAUAUCGUUCUACUAUAACAACCUGACAACAAUUCCCGUCGACUUUGCGAGUGGUGGCAAUUUCUCGAGCGUUGGUUCUAUCUUUCUGAUGGGCAACAAGAUCACGACUGUUGGACCCAAUGCGUUUGGAGCAACGUUUUCCGGUCUUACUUACUUGGGCCUUAACCUCAAUCCAAUUACUUCUAUGGCCGAUUCCGCAUUUAGCGGUGCACCGAACAUUGGGGGCUUGCCUCUCAACGACAUGCUGCUCACAAGUCUGCCCGUCGGGGCGCUGAGCUCUCUUAAGCUCCUAAUGUUACUCGCUGUGCGCACACCCAUCCAAGCCAUUUCGGAGGACUUUAGGGCGCCGUUCGCGACGGUUGUCUUGUUUGACUCCAACCAACUGAGUACUCUGCCGAGUAACAUGGGUACCAUCUUCCCGAGCGCUAGCCAGCUGGCAAUUUCCAACAACCUGUUUGAAUCCGUUCCCUAUGAGGUAUCAAAUAUGCCCAACCUUGGAAUUUUAUCUGUUGACGGGAAUCGCAUCCGCUCUCUCCAAAAUCAACUGACUCUGACGAAUCUCAUCGGAUUGACGGCCAAUCACAACCAACUGACCAGUCUUACCGUGUCAGACCUUGUGGGAUACCCCAAUCUUAUGGCACUACAAGCGGCGAACAAUUCGAUUUCUUAUAUCGAGCCUGGUCUGUUGUCGUCUCGUCCGAAUAUGUUAUACAUGAUGCUUGCCAACAACUCGUUGACCACUCUUCCGCCAGGGCUCUACCAAGGCUCAACCAGUGCGCUGUUACAAAAUCCCACUUACAACAGAUUGGACGGCAAUCCAUUCAUUGGGCAGCCACCGAGCACAUGGGGCACGGUCGCUCAGCCUAUUCCUUGCAAUGCACAGUGCGCAACUUGCUUUGCGGGCACCAGCAGCGAUUGCUGCCCUGCCAACUGCCUGCAGUGCACCUCCAAUACGACGUGCAAUGUGUGCUACGAUGGAUAUGAGAAAAUGGGAGGAGUCUGCGCGAUCAACUACCACGCGAUCUCCACGUCAGUGGAUGCAGUAGCUUCGGCCUUGGCCGCAUCCGUCGCAUCUGUCGAGUCUGUUGCGUCUAUCGCAUCUGUCGCAUCUGUCGAGUCUGCUGUGUCUGUUGCCUCUGUUGCGUCCGCUGUGUCAGCAGCAUCCGUGUCCUCGGCCUCAGUCGCCGCUGUUGCUGCGAGUCUGGAGUCGGUCGCAUCCGUCGAAUCUGUUGCCAGUGCUGCUUCGGUCCAAUCCGUCCUUGCAGUUGCUGCCUCAUUGGAGUCGCUGCUCGCCAGCCAGUCGGCCAUGUCUCUGGCGUCGGUGGCCUCAGUUGCUUCCAUCCAAGCCAUUGCGCCCAGCUCGUCUGAGGCUGCAGUUCUUGCAACCUCCUCGACGCAUGCAGCAGCUCUGGUGUCUUCGGCAGCUGCAACCACCGGCACCACUGCAUCUGGUGGUCUCGCCUCCAACGCGUCUGCCAGCAGUGGUUCCAGCAUUGGCAUCGUCAUUGGCUGUGUUGUGGGCGGCGUGGUCCUGCUGCUCUUGCUGAUUGUGCUGAUUUCCCGCCGCCGCUCUCGCAAGACCAAGCUGGUCCAUCACUACGACCGGGACAAUGGCAUUGUGGCGGAGGAAGUCUCAUACGCUCGAAUUGCCGGUGCUAGCUUGAACAAGGACUCGGACACUCCGAUUUACGACUCCACGACCCCGCAAGUUACCUACGCGCAGGUCAAUGAUGCGCCGCAUGUGUAUGCGAGCACCAAUGCAGCGCACUAUGAUGUGCUGUCCACUGAGUCCAAGCAAGUUGCCAACUACGACGUACUAUCCCCUCAGCAGGCCAAUUACGAGGAAAUUCGCACCUCGUCAGUGAAGGUGGUCUGAUCCUUGUUUGCGUUUUGACAAGAGUUUGGAGUUUGGCAGUCAUUCGAACUGCGCCAUCCAGAGUUUAGAGUUAUGAGUUGCGAGUUUUGUUUUGUUUUUGUUUUUUCUUUUGAGGGUUUUUUGUUUUUGUUGAGGGUUGUUGUUGUUCCUUUCAAUUCAACAGCGAGUGUUUGCAC